Erythranthe guttata (spotted monkey flower) is the source of this 3886-nucleotide messenger RNA. The record is from RefSeq and is a predicted model, not a curated record. Lineage: Eukaryota; Viridiplantae; Streptophyta; Magnoliopsida; Lamiales; Phrymaceae.
AAAACCAACUCUACUCAAACAAAAACCACCACUCAACAUCUCUCUCUCUCACACACACACACACUUCACAUUCAUAUCCCCCACCCACCCACCUUCCUUCCGCACCUUUCGCCACCGCCUCCCACCCAACUUGUCUCUACUUUAUUCUCCCCUCCUCCGCCGUCAAUUCACCUUAAACUCUUCCGUCAGCUUCUCUCUCUCUCUCUCUCUCUCUUAAUGCUUUCUUCACUUAUUACUUAAUAUUGGAGGAGCUUCUUCAGUUCUACUCCUUUCGUCGUCAACUCUGAUUUUUGGUUUUUAUUUCCUCACCCCCUCCCUUCCCCUCUUCUGGUAUUUUGUCUUCACGAUUUUGAUGUUCUUAGUCUGAGUUUGUUCCGUUCGUUGCUUUGAACUUUCAAUUGGAUUCCUGGAGAUGUUCUUUCUCGAUUUUUGCGGCCGUACGUACGGAGGCUUUUCUAAUUAGGUGAAACUUUCACCUAGAGUUGGAAACGGAAUUCUCUGAUCUGUGUUGCAAACAAUUUCUCCAAGCAUCCAGUCCAGGCCUUUCUGACUGUUUUCUAGCUAGGAAGGAAUCUAUGGAGGCUAGAAUUGGAGGUCAAGCUCAGCUAUAUUAUGGUAUGGCUUCUACAGAUUUGAAUGCAGUCCGGAAACGGAGCUUGGAAUGGGAUCCCAACGAUUGGCGAUGGGAUGGGGACCUCUUCAUUGCUACACCUCUCAAUCGCACUUCCUCUAAUUAUCAAAGCAGACAGUUGUUUCCACUCGAAUCUGGAAUUACCACAACUCGUGCUUCCUCUAACAGUUCUUCCUCUGAUUCUGAUGAAUUAAGUCAAGGAGUUCUGAAAGGUAAUAUGGAAUUGGAGAAGAAGAGGAGGGCCAGUGAUGUGGGAGACAAUAACUUAGCCGACGACACUCUUAAUCUGAACCUUGGUGGACGAGGGUACACAAAGCCCGGGAAUGUGGAACCGGCAACAACUGCGAAGAAGACCAAGCUGGGUGGGGGGGCGACACCUAAUCGUUCAGUUUGCCAGGUCGAGGGUUGCGGGUCGGAUCUCAGCAGGGCUAAAGACUAUCAUAGGCGCCAUAAGGUCUGUGAGAUGCAUUCCAAGGCUAGCAAGGCACUUGUCGGAAAUCAAAUGCAACGUUUCUGCCAGCAGUGCAGCAGGUUUCAUGCACUUCAAGAGUUUGACGAAGGAAAGAGAAGUUGUCGCCGGCGAUUGGCUGGCCACAAUAAAAGGAGGAGGAAAACACUAACUGACAACGUCAGUAAUAACAGUCCAGUCAAUGACAGCCAGGCAAGCGGUUAUCUGUUGAUGAGUAUACUGAAGAUACUCUCCAACAUGCACUCUGAUAGGACAAACCACGAUAAUCAGGAUCUCUUGUCUCAUCUUCUGCAAAGCCUUGCCAGUCAGGGAUCCAACCAAUGGGAUAGAAGCAUACCGGCACAUCUAAAGGAAUCUCAAAACCUACUCAAUAAUUUGCCUUCCUUGGGGAAUUCAGAAUUAGCAUCUGUAUUGCUUUCUAAUGGCUCUCUAGGACAAAGAUCUAGACAGGAACAUUCAAAUCAUGGUGAUGACAUGCCAAGAAAUGCUGGGGAUUUACAUACGGCAUCUCAAAGUCCAGGCAACGUGUUACACUCCCAAGCCAGUUCUCAAAUUUAUCCUCAAGGCAGGGAAAUUUCUGGUGAAAGGAGCAAAGCAAACAAUUUUGAUUUGAAUGAUGUUUAUGUUGACUCGGAUGAUGGCAUGGAAUACAUAGAAAGAUCUACUGCUCCACAGGGUCUUGGGACUGUUUCUAUUGGACAUCCUUCAUGGGUGCAACGAGAAUCUGAUCAGUCAAGUCCGCCUCAGACUAGCGGCAAUUCUGAUUCUGCAUCUGCACAGUCACCAUCCAGUUCCAUUGGAGAGGAUCAGAGACACACGGACCGCAUUGUCUUCAAACUAUUUGGAAAGGAACCUAGUGAUUUUCCCAUCGUUUUACGAGCCCAGAUUUUUGAUUGGUUAUCCAAUAGUCCUUCUGACAUAGAGAGCUACAUUAGGCCAGGUUGUGUCAUUUUGACUCUAUAUCUUCGUCUACCCGAGUCUGAAUGGGAAGAGCUCUACUGUGAUCUGAGCUCCAGUCUAACUCGGCUUUUGAAUUUCUCCGACGAUAUCAAUUUCUGGAGUACUGGAUGGAUCUAUGCCAGGGUGCAGAAUCAGAUAGCAUUUGCCUGCAAUGGUCAGGUAGUUGUUAACACAUCUUUGCCUCUUGGAACUGAUAACUAUGGCACAAUUUUGAGUGUCAGACCUAUUGCUGUGACAUCAUCUGCACAAGCUGAAUUCGUUGUUAAAGGCUUUAAUUUAUCACUACCUACGACAAGGUUACUCUGUGCACUGGAAGGAAAAUAUCUGGAAGCUAAAAGUGAGUCGGUGGAACAUGUUGACGGCUUUGAGGGGAAUGCUCAAUAUAUCAAGUAUUCCUGUUCUAUUCCUGCAGUUACCGGAAGAGGUUUUAUUCAGGUUGAAGAUCAUGGUAUCAGUAGCAGCUUUGCUCCCUUCAUAGUUGCUGAAGAUAACAUUUGUACUGAGAUUCGCAUGCUAGAGAAAGAAAUAGAAAUGAUGGAGAUAGACAAUCUAAGGAGAGGAACAGGGAGAUUUGGUGUGCCAAACCAAGCCAUGGAGUUUAUACAUGAAAUGGGAUGGCUUCUCCACAAAUUUCAGUUAAUGUCUCGAUAUGGACACGAAGAUCCUAACCUGGAUUGUUUUCCUUUCGAACGGUUCAAGUAUCUUGUAGAGUUUUCAAUGGACCGUGACUGGUGUUCUGUUGUAAGUAAGCUCCUGGAUAUUCUUUUCUAUGGAACAGUGAGUGGUGGAGAGCAACCAUUGUUGAAGUUUGCUCUGUCUGAGAUGGGUCUGCUCCACAGAGCAGUAAGGAGAAAUUCAAGACCCCUGGUGGAGAUGCUGUUGAGAUAUGUGCCUGAAAAAGUAGCAGAUUACCUAAGUUUGGAAUACAAAUCCCUAGUUGAUAUUGAGCAGAGUUCCUUGUUUAGACCUGAUGUUGCAGGACCUGGAGGUCUCACACCUCUUCAUGUAGCAGCUGGUAGGGAUGGAUCUGAAGACAUCUUGGACGCUUUGACUGAUGAUCCCAGAAAGGUGGGGAUUGUAGCAUGGAAGACUGCCCUAGAUAGCACAGGUUUCACACCUGAAGAUUAUGCUCGUCUCAGAGGACACUACUCUUAUAUUCACCUUGUUCAGAGGAAAAUGAACAAGAAAGUAUCUUCAGGGCAUGUAGUUGUUGACAUUUUCGAUACUGUUCCGGAUAGCAGCAGCAGCAGCAGCAGCAGCAUAAAGCAGAAGCCAAAUGUAGAAACCGCAGCUGCUAGUUUUGAGAUUGGAAGGUCAGAGAUGAAACGCAUUCAACGGCCGUGUGGUGUUUGUGCUCAGAAUGGUGCCCACAGGACUGGCAGUCGGACUCUACUCUACAGACCGGCAAUGCUCUCAAUGUUGACCAUAGCAGCUGUAUGCGUGUGUGUGGCUCUUCUUUUCAAGAGCUCGCCUAAAGUUCUUUUCGUGUUCCGUCCAUUCAGGUGGGAGAUGUUGGAGUACGGUUCCAGCUGAUGAGGUGGUCAAUGUGAUAAUAAUAAUAAUAAAGUGUGAUAAAUAUAUCUAUUUUGUUUGUGUGUCUGUGUGCAUUUGUAAACUGUAGAGCUGAGGCACUUUGUACCGUAUAAGUAGCCCCCUUAGAGAAGAUUUUAAGAUUCCAUUAGCUUAACUGUAACUUAUGUUGUAUCAAUUUUCUUGUUUUUUUUUUCUUUUGGAAUUUGGGAAUCAGAGGACCCACCCUGUAAUGUAUGUUAUUCUGGCUGUGAUACUAAUAUUUGGGUUGUAUUAAUAAAAUAAUUUAUUACUAA